Messenger RNA from Hibiscus syriacus, 1079 nucleotides. Its product is annotated as probable receptor-like protein kinase At4g10390. Gene Ontology annotation, biological process: protein phosphorylation. The transcript has 2 exons. The coding region runs from base 45 to 1079 and encodes 344 amino acids. Gene Ontology annotation, molecular function: ATP binding; protein kinase activity. The record is from RefSeq and is a predicted model, not a curated record. Lineage: Eukaryota; Viridiplantae; Streptophyta; Magnoliopsida; Malvales; Malvaceae. Gene Ontology annotation, cellular component: plasma membrane.
ACCCAACCGCUCGUUUCUCUGUUUCUCUUGUCUUGUCGUUUGCAAUGGGGUCGUCGUGUCUCAGAUGCUUCAAACUCGAAUGCUGCAAAUCAACGUCAACCGUUCGGCCCGAUCAGAGCAAGGGAAAAGAUGGCGGCGUUGAAGGCGAGGUGUUUGUCAGGAAAUUCAGAUGGGAAGAGAUUGAGUUUUUCACCAAGGGUUUCUCCCGUCUGAUUGGUCGUGGAGGUUUUAGCAAUGUCUACUUGGCUAAGUUGUCUGGUUCUGACCAACGACAAGGAGCGGUCAAGAUCCAUGCCAGAAGUGAUCGACUGAAUCAAGUGUUCAAACAAGAACUCGAUAUCUUGCUCCGCCUUCGUCACCACAACAUCGUCAAGCUUCUCGGUUACUGCGAUGAUCUCGAUGAAGGUGCCAUGGUGUUUGAGUACGUUCCCAAUGGGAACUUACAAGAGAAACUACACCUACUUUCGUGGAAAACCCGAACUGCCAUAGCAUUCCAACUAGCUCAAGCCAUAGAAUACCUACACGAAAAAUGUACCCUCCAAAUAGUCCACGGGGACAUCAAACCAUCAAACGUGUUGCUGGACGAGUAUUUCAAUUGCAAGCUGUGCGAUUUCGGGUCGGCGAAGAUGGGAUUUUCGUCGACGGUGAAGCCGCCUUUGUGUUCGAAGCAAGUGAUGGUGGGAUCACCGGGGUACACUGACCCUCAUUACUUGAGAACCGGGUUGGCUUCCAAGAAGAACGAUGUGUACAGCUUGGGUGUGAUAAUGUUGGAGCUGGUGACGGGAAUGAAGGCCUUUUGUCCGGAGAGGGGACAGCUAUUGACUUCGAUUGUGGCACCGUGUUUAAGGGACAUAGACCAACAUGGGGCGGAGGAGAAAGUGGCGGCAUUGGUGGAUCCACGCCUGUGUGGAGAGUUUGACUUGGAAGAAGCCAGGGUUUUGCUUUCGAUUGCUGCACUCUGCCUUCACCAGUCUCUCACUGUUAGGCCAUCUGCCGCUCAAAUCAUUGAAAUCAUUAAGGAGAAAAUCACUUCCAUGGAUUUGCAAGGCAAAGAUUCUUUGCCGCUAGCAACUAAAUAA